CGGUGACGCCACAGUGUCGGGAUUAGCUGUCUGGCAGCAGCCAAGGAGCUGGAUAUCUUCGGCGUUGCGGGACGUUCAAGCAGCGAUCCGGGACUGCGGGCUUUGCUUAGGAAAUCGGGACUGCCCGUAAAAAGCGGGACUGUUGGGCGGUAUGUAACUACAAAUGAUUUUUCUUGACCUCUAUUAUUGAGUCCAACGAAGGGCAGCAUUUUGGAUUUAUAAAAAAAAGAGAAUGGCCAGUCCGCACUCUCCUGUGCAGCCGCUACUCCCUGUCAGCUUAAAUCUGAACCACAACAACAACAACAACAGUAGCAGUGUAAAGAAAUGUGGCUAUCUGCGGAAACAGAAGCAUGGACACAAACGCUUUUUUGUAUUGAGAGAAGCUGGCGAGGGUUGCCCUGCUGCCAGACUGGAAUAUUAUGAGAGUGAAAAGAAGUGGAGGAGCAAGUCUGCGGCAGCCAAGAGAGUGAUUUCUUUGGACAGCUGUCUUAAUAUCAACAAACGAGCAGAUGCCAAGAAUAAGUACCUAAUUGCUCUUUACACCCGGGAUGAGUACUUCGCCGUGGCCGCAGAUAGUGAGCAGGAGCAGGAGAGUUGGUACCGAGCCCUCACCGAGCUGCUCAGCACUGGCAGAGGAGCCAAGGAGGCGUGUGCGGGUACGGGAGGCUGCUGCUGCUGCCCAGGCACUGCCAGCUGUAGCAGUAGCUGCACUAACCAUCUUGCACUGACAGAGGACUAUGGACUGAUAACUCCAGCAAAUGCUGUCUAUAAGGAGAUGUGGCAAGUGAACUUAAAACCCAGGGGUCUGGGCCAGAUAAAAAACAUGACUGGAGUGUACCGACUGUGUUUGUCUGCUCGCAGUAUCAGCUUUGUCCGUCUGAACAGUGAAACUCCUUCAGUCACUCUGCAGUUGAUGAAUAUUAGGCGCUGUGGCCAUUCAGACAAUUAUUUCUUCGUAGAGGUGGGCCGCUCAGCCUCCACUGGACCUGGGGAGAUUUGGAUGCAAGUUGAUGACACAGUUGUGGCUCAGAGCAUACACGAGACAAUUUUGGAGGCGAUGAAAGCUAUGCGAGAGCUGGUUGAGUUCAGACCUCGUAGCAAAAGCCAGUCCUCAAGUUCAAACCCCAUCAGUGUGCCAGGCAGAAGGCAUCACCUGAACCAAUUGCCUCCUAGUCAGACUGGCUUAACAAGGAGAACACGAACAGAUUUUCCUUCUACUUCUGUUUGUGUUUCAGCAAACACAUCCUCCCGGCUUCGCACUGCUAGUGAAGGUGACAAUCUAAGCAACCGGACAGUCACUGGAAGUCCCUUAAGCCCCAGUAUGCUACGAGCACCACUUAGCCGAUCCCAUACAUUGAGCUUAUGUGGACGAAAUACAAAACUGGUUCCAAUACCAGGGCCACUGCAACAUAGUCGAUCAAUGUCAAUGCCUGUUCCCCGAUCCCCUCCAACAGCUGCCAGCCCUAUCAGUUUAUCAUCUGGAAGUAGUAGUGGACAUGGCUCAACCUCUGAUCCACUAAUUCCUCCACAGUCAUUUAGUUGUAGUGCCUCUGCAUCUGGCUCACCAAGUGACACAGGUUUCAUGUCUUUGGAUGAGUACAGCUCCAGCCCUGGAGAGAUAGCAAGAGUUUAUCUGAGCUGUCCUAGUGGUACUCCAGAUUCUGCUUCUGCCACUCCACCUCACCAUGGAGAGUUAAAUGGUUACAUGUCAAUGGAGAGACAAUUUCCAGGUGUCUGUUCAUGUCGUCACCUUGAGGGCUCUGUAGCAGAAAAGUGUGCUCGUAAGAGGACCUAUUCCUUAACUACUCCAGGAAGACAGAGAAUGGCACCACCGCAUGUCUCCUCUGCUUCUCUUGAUGAAGCCACACUUGUUCGUGCCACAUAUAAGGGGAGCUCUGGACUUCUGUCAUCAUCACCUAAGGUAUCUUAUCAGCCUUAUCCAGAGGAUUAUGCAGAUGUAGAGAUUGGUCGCCAGGAUGAUGGGUACAUGCCUAUGUCUCAUGGGGUUGGUGUUUCUUCCUCAGACUAUGUUCCUAUGAGCCCAGCCAGUGUUUCUGCCCCCCAGCAAAUUCUGCAGCCUCGCACUUGUUGCAGUGAAACUUUUGAAGGCUCUCAAGAAGAUUCCCCAGAUGGCUACAUGAGAAUGUGGUGUGGUCCUAAAUCUCGGACAGUACCUGUACACCAACGUUUGUCUCCUGCAGAGUCGCUAACAUCUUUUACUCCUCCAGAUUAUUUCUAUAUGCAAUCUAAAAACAGUUGUUGCGAAACUAACAGUGUGGCAUGCCGAUCUAUAAGUCCAGCAGAGGUUGAGCCUUAUGUCAUGAUGAGAUCUCCAGCCUCCUCUUCUCAACAUAUUCGCAUAGCUCGCCCCUCUCGGCUUGCAUUACCCACUCUUCCUAGUAUGAGUGAACAUCCUCCAGAAUCAUCCAGCCCUCCAGGUGGAGAAUAUAUACAUAUCUACUUUGGGGAAACAAGACCGCAAGAAUCCCUGUCUGUGCCUCCUCCCACUACUGCUACAGAAUCUGUCCUUUUGUCUGCGGGUGGAAGUCCUGCGUCGUCCUCAUCUUCUGGUUCUGGUCCUCAGCGCUCCCCAGUUUCAGACUACAUGAAUUUAGACUUUUGUCCCCCUUCUCCAAAAUCAAAAAUAAAUUCCUCACUAGGUCCCAAUUCGGAUUAUACAGAGAUGAGUCCAAGGAAGAUCUCAGCAUGUUCAAUGAGUGAUGUAUCCCUCCAUGAAACUUCCUCUUUAGAGGGGGCAGGUUCUGGGGUACAGUGUCUCACUUUACUUAUGGACAAAAUACCUGGAAACUUUAGCCUGCCUAGUCCUCCCCCAGAUCCUAACCGGGGUGCAAAGCUUAUCAGAGCAGAUCCACAGGGGGGGCGUCGUCGUCAUAGCUCAGAGACAUUCUCCUCCACUACCCAAGUGACCCCUGUAUCUCCUUCAUUUGCACACAGCCCUAAAAGGCACAGUUCAGCUUCAGUGGAGAAUGUGUCCACACGCAGUGGUGAGACUUUGGAGGCUCCUGAGUGUGGCAGUCCCAUGUGCCGAGAAACAUCAGCUGGUUUCCAAAAUGGACUUAAUUAUAUUGCCAUGGAACUGUCACCUGAGAAGCGAAACCUGCUGCUACUAACACAAGCAUCAUCCAGGGGACAUCUACCUGCCCUGGGACUUGCAAGCCUUGACAUUGGGUCCUAUUCGAGCAUUGACUUCUUAGGGCACAACAGGCUGAAGGGUGCAACUACUGUCAGAGAGUAACAACACCAACUCUACAUCCAACAAAAAGAUCCUUGGGCCUACUUUUUCAACCAGAUGCUGCUAAAGUUUUGUUAUUUCCUAAUUGAUGGACAAGAGAGUUUUGCUCAGGUAUAUACUGUGCUGAACUUGGCUACCACGACAAAGUGAGCUGCCCCUGUGCUGUUCAGUGGCAUUAUUCGUCAUGAUACACGUGACGCAAAUGGCUGGAAACCAAUCUUUUGAGAAAGCGAUAACUAUAUUCAUGCAAGUCGGUAACUAAGAACUGAGGCCUUCAUCUACCUACGUUAUUCUUCUGUAGGCUGGGAUAUUUAUGGGCAUCAAAUAAAACAGUAACAUCUGGCAUAUUUUACAAUAAAAUGUACUGGAUGUCCUACCUCAGUAAACAAUAUAAAAAAAGCAAGAGAAGAUGAUUGGUAACAGAUUUCAAGUUUCCUUGCAUAAUGGAGCUUCCUGGGUUAUUUGUCAACCCUUCUAGAACAGUUAAAGGACUUUGGUAUGGGUCAAAUAGAACCUACUUGUGACACAGUCACACCAGGACACCAAACUGAAUGCUUAAAAAGUAAUAUAAUUAUUUUUAAAAGUGGACCAAAACAAAUCUGUAAAUGUAAAAAUGUGACAGCAAGACAUGCUUUGCUCAGUUGAACUGAGCCUUAUUGGAGCCCUUACAUUUGGACUGGCAGCUUAUUGUAUGCACUCUGAUAGCAGGCAGAGAAUGGUUAUUUAUAUAAUUUACAGUAAAUUAUGUACAUUUUCACCACAACAUUUUGCGUGUGCAUUGAUAAAUAAUUUUAUAUAUUUUAAUGUCAUUGCUUUUGUAUGUUUGUUUAAUUUCUAAGGUACUUAUAUUUAAAAAAAAAGAUUGUAACAUAUUAGCAGCCUCAUUGCUCUUAACCAAAAAUCUCCAUUCAUGUGCCACAGAAUGGAGUAUCCAUGCUUUGUAACAUCUCCACCCCUGCCCGCCCCAUUCCAAUUUUGAAAUUAGCAGAUGGCAAUGGUUCUUCCACCCUAACCAACCAGGUCUCAAAAUAAGAUAUCCCAUCUGAAGUAAUGUUGUGUACUCAGAUUAUUGGCAGUAAAAAAAAAAAAAAAAAAAGUGACCAUCAAGGUCUGGUUUCCAGUGUUCUGAGAAAAGAGGACAGAUACCAUGUUUUUGUACUACAUAUAUUUUUUUAUAAGUAGAAAUGUAUUUCCUUAAUUUCCUAAUACCAGAUUACUAUAGAAGGGGGCUAAUUCAGCACUCUGGCUUCCUUAGAGGCGUAACUUCUAUCAACCUGCCAUUGGUGGAAUGCUAGCUUGCUAAACCUAAAACAGCUAGAGCAGCAACAGUUGCUUAUCUCUGCUAUAGAAUCAUUAUUUCUCUGCUUCUUAGACUUUCUUUUGUUUCUAUUUUAAAAAUGUGGGUUGGGAUCCACAGAGCUGUUAAGGGGUUCAUAGCAAAAUGCAUGGUGCCCUAGCUUAACCAGUCACCCCUUUACUGACUUUUCUCAUGACCCAUGCCCAAACACACCCCUUUUUUAAGCACUGAAAGCUAUAAUAUAUUUAUAUAUAUAUAUAUAUAUAUAUCUUUUUUUUUUUUUUUUUUUUUUUUUGUGAGUUGAGAUGGAGGGAUGGGGCAGGAUGUGAAAAUGAAUUUUUGAACUGUCCAGAUCUUUGCUGUAGCAUGUAGGUAGCUGUAAAGGAGGGACCUGGAGACAGCAUGAUUUCUUUCCCUCCCAGCAGGAGAGCAGUAAGGCAGAUCAGCCCAUCAUGCUAAAUGCGUGACACUUGACAGGACUGGAUACAGUAAAUUAGAGAGAGCUUUCUAUGAACCUGAACAAUGGAUUUUGCAAAUGUAAUUGUUAAAUAGCAGCGCCAUGUCUUCCUGCUUACACAAUGAAAGUCUUACAUGUAUGGAUUGUAUUACCAGACAAAAAUGAAUGUAAAUUCAUAUCUAAUUUCUCUUUUUUCUAUUACGCUUUUUGUAGUAUAAUUCUUGUAGGCGGGAAAAAACUAGUGCUUUAUAUGGCAACAUCCGGACCACAAAUUAAACGGUUUGGUUAUAAAAAUGAUUAUAGCGUACUUUUAUAUACCUUUAUCUAUCUAUGAUAUAAAGGCUUUCUAAAGUAUUUUUGGCUUAGUCUCCAAAUUAAAUAGAAAUAAUAUUUGCUAUGUAACCAUAUCGGCACUGAACGAACAGACCUGCUGACUUUGAAGUCUGAUUUAUACUUAAAUUAUAAACUUAAUGUAGAUUAUAAAAUCAAUAUUGUGUAACUCUGUUUUACAGUUUACUUAUGCAGAUGAUGGGCUUCCUAAAAUCUAGCUCAAAUCUAGCUGUAAAGUUCACACAAAGCUUAUGCAAUAUAUACAUUUGAAAUUUAGUUUACAGAAUACAACCAAAAUGUACAGGUUUGCAUUAACACCAUAAUGUAUAUUUAUGUCUUUGUACAUUUUUGCCCAAAGUCCUUUAAAUUAAAAUAUUUUGCUAUUGUAACUUUAAAUGUUAUUAGACAGUGUUUUUUUUGUUUUUGUUUUUUUUUUGCUUAGUUUUUGUUUACCGGGUACAUAUUGUUUUGAAUAUCAUGAUGUUAAAUAUAUUUCUUGCUAUUGUGGUAUGACAAAAGACUUAACUUAUCUUGCAGUGUCUUCCGAUGUAUAUGGUGUGUAUAUAUAUACAUAUAUAUAUUAAUAUAAAUGUGAUGCUGCUGGAGACGAAAAUAAACUGACCUAGAGUAGUGCAUUGUAUUUAGUCUUUAUUGAUUAUGGAUGCUGUCUUAAUAGCCAUAUGCAAUAAAUACAUUAUUUAUGAUAA
This is a messenger RNA of Xenopus tropicalis (tropical clawed frog), 6044 nucleotides long. It is a transcript of the gene irs2, whose product is annotated as insulin receptor substrate 2. Gene Ontology annotation, biological process: signal transduction; insulin receptor signaling pathway. Lineage: Eukaryota; Metazoa; Chordata; Amphibia; Anura; Pipidae. Gene Ontology annotation, molecular function: insulin receptor binding. The transcript is spliced from 2 exons. The record is from RefSeq and is a predicted model, not a curated record. The coding region runs from base 233 to 3256 and encodes 1007 amino acids.